Molecule: messenger RNA, 8160 nt
Organism: Pelobates cultripes (western spadefoot toad)
Lineage: Eukaryota; Metazoa; Chordata; Amphibia; Anura; Pelobatidae
Source: the annotation of a GenBank genome assembly
AUUCCUGUAUGUGUGUGUGUGUGUGUGUAUUGAGUGGGAAUUGCUAGAACAACACAAUCCAACACUGUGGAUAUUUAGCUAUUCUGAACGAAAUGUGUUGAUAGUAGUUGUAGCACUGACAUCCUGAGCUACUACAAGUUCAUAACAAUACUCAUUUUCCCUGUUAUUUCACCUAGGUAUUGCUAUACCUGCCAGACGCAUGUUCCCCCAAGAUGCAAUCAUUGCUACAACUGCAAUGUCUGUGUCCUUCGACGUGACCAUCACUGUGCUCUUCUUGGACAGUGUGUAGGGCAUUCAAACUAUCGCUAUUUUUUUUGUACCCUGUUUCAUGGCUGGUUGGCUCUGCUUCUUGCGACCGUUCUUAAUGCUGAGAUAUUUAUGGAACUACUCAAUGAAGGCAUCAGCUUCCACAGCUUUUUCCUGCUUCUGAUGCCUUGGAUGAUGCUAGUCACAGGUAUGUGUAUUUUAUUCAUAAAACCUAUAUGGCUAUGAUAAAUGAAAAAUAGAUAAUUUCCUAAAAUAUUAUAGUUUGGUAAACCAGGGUGCCAUGGUGAUACCGAUUGGGACCUGAAAUAGAGCAUUUAUUUCUGUCCUGAUGAGGAAAAAAACAAAACACUUCCUAUGGCCUGUUCCACAAAGACUGUUAGUGAGCAAAAGCUGUCUCUGCGUUUUGAAACAGCAGGGACAGCUUCUGAGAUCCCCACCUGUAUAGUAUAUUGACUCACAAUGCUGGGAGAAUGGAACUUUAUAUCACCUUCUCUAAGCACUAUGAGUAUAAAUGCUGUCUGGGAGAGCAAGGGGAUCCCAGUAGCUGCCUUUGCUAUUGCAGCACACAGAGACAUCUUGUUAGAUAUCAUGGACAGAAUGUUGUAUAUUCCUAUCUUCUCUUCGUACUCACUACUGACAAAGUGAACCGCUUGGGAAGACAAAUCAGAAUUAUUUUAAUUUUUUUUUCUUUUUUUUUCAAUUUGAAAUUUUAUUUUCAUAAAGACAAGGAAAUGGUGUACAGAAGAGAAGGGGGAGCUUCAAACGUACAUAGUGGGGUUGUACAAUCUUUGCUAUACAUGUAAUGACAUAUAACUUUAAUCAAGGGGGGGGAACAGAAAGGAAGGAGGGGGGGGUGACACCCUUGACACAACCUAACAUUUCUCACUUAGUAUUUACACUGAUAUUGUGGUGUUUCAGUGGGUGGUGCGCGUGGGAGGGGCUCCUGGUGGUCGGGGAGUUCGCUCAUGUAGCUACGUAUGGUGUCGUUGUACUGAAUUUUGUGAGGUCGGUUUGUUACAAUAUUGUUCAAAGUCCCCUAUCUCCGGAGGGGGGGAGGGUGUCGCCGCUGAGCAGGGUGUCUGUAUUGUGUUAUGAGGUUAUGAGGUUAGAGAGGGGGGGGGGCAGGAAAGUGGGGGGUUCCAGUGUAUUGGAGGGCAGGUGAUAGGUGGAAGGGGGUAGCAGCGUGGUACCGGUUUGCGGCUGCUGGUGGGUCCUAAGGUCACGACCUCUAUGUUACAGGAUAGUCUGGUAAGUGUGUCGGGAGAUCGGUGCUGGUUUAAAGGGUGUUGUCCUUUUGGCAGCCAGUGCUGUGGCUUCUCUGUGGGCCUAUGAAGAACUGUGUUGGUGUUGUGUGAGUUGUUGUGUGUAGUUUCGCCAUAUCGUGGCGGUGUAGGGGCUUAGUUUCCUGAUUUUUGCCUGCUUCCACAUGAUGAGUUCGUACUCCAUUGCCAGUGUCACUUCUAUUUCAACUUCUCAGAUGGAGGGCAAGUCCGCUGUUUUCCAUUUUCUGGCUAUUAAUAUGGACACCGUGCCCAGGAUGAGGUAUAUCAAUUUCUUGAUCGGUUUUGGAAAGUCGUCUGGAAGCAAUCGGAGUAGCAUUGUUUUAGGGUCAAGAGCUAAUUGGAGAUUUGUGACAUUCCUUAUAAGUCGGGCUGUAGCUUUCCAUAGAUCUUGCACACUGUCGCAUGUCCACCACAUAUGUAUCAUAGUUCCCUUAGUAGCGUGGCAGCGCCAGCAUAGGUCUGGAGUGUCGGGGAAUAUGGUGUGCAGUCGGGUCGGUACCAUGUACCAUCGGUAUAAGAUUUUCCUGGAUGCUUCCAGGUGUGCUGUACUUGUUGUCAGCCCUACAUGAGAAGUGAAAAUCUUUUCCCAGUCUUUUGGGGAUAUUGUGACUUGGAGGUCUGUCUGCCAGUCCUGCAUGAACUUCCAUGUGACGUUGUUUUUAGGGUUGGCAAGGUAGUCGUAACAGGUGGAGACCGUUUUCUUCGGGGGGUCUAGGGAGAGGCAUUGCGCUUCAAAUUUCGUUAUGGAUGAUCUCAGUGAGUGUUCCAUAUCUGUGAUUACGUUGUGGGUUAUCAGUGCUUUGAUUUGUAGAUAAGCGAAUGUGUAGUUUGGGGGUAGGGCAAAUUCGUUCUGUAGGUCUGGGAACGUUUUGAGACCCUCCUUGGUGCACAGUUGGUAGACAUGUGUAAUUCCUUUUUCUUCCCACUUGUGAUGUGGGAAUGUGCCAUUGCAUUGGUGCAGGGUCCGGAUUGGAGUUGCCAGGGCCCACGGGUGUGCUGAGCACAAUAGGUCCCUGUAGGUGUCCCAUAUUGUAAGGAGGCGUUUGGUGGUGUUCAGCAUGGUUGUAGGUUUCUGUCUUAAGUGCCGGGGUAUCCAGAGCAUUGUUGGCAGGUCCUGGUUCCCAGUAUAAUUAUUCUCUAUCACUACCCAUUGGGGGUUGUAUGUGGCCGAGUGGGCGCUGAUCACAUUCGUAAGGAUGACGGAGUGAUAAUACGCUUUGAUAUUAGGAAAGCCCAUUCCCCCAUGUUUCGCAUUCCUCAGCAGUAGUGAUUUGGGGACUCAACGGUGUUUGCCGCCCCAGCUGAAUCUGAGGAGGGUGGCCUGUAGUUUUGUGAGAUAGCUUUGUGGGAUUUUGAUUUGUAGCGUCCGGAAGAGAUGUAGAAUUGUCAUUUUCAAUGCCGCUAUUCUUCCAACCCAUGAUAGGUAUAGGCCCUUCCAUGUUUGCAGUUGGGUGUCUAUAUCUUUGUGCAGUUUUGCGUAGUUGGUAGGAAAUAGCUCAUUUUCUCUGUGGGUUAUUUUGACACCCAGGUACACCAGAUAGUCUUCCCUCCAGUCAAAGCAAUGGCCGGAUUUCAGGAGUGUUUCUAUGUGUUUUGGUGUGUUGAGGCACAUUGCUUGUGUUUUAGCCACGUUGAGCUUGUAAUAAGACUGUUGGCUGUAUGCGUGUAUUUCUUUGUGCAAGGAGGGGAGUGUUAUGAGUGGCUGUGUGAGUGUGAGGAGGAUAUCAUCGGCGAAUAAGCUUAGUUUGUAUUCUGUCUGGCCUACUGGUACACCACGGAUGGAAUCAUUGGACCGAAUUGCUAUUGCCAAGGGUUCCAAGGCUAACACAUAAAGGAGAGGGGAGAAUGGGCAUCCUUGUCGGGUUCCAUUUGUAAUGGGGAAGGCCUGUGAGCUAAAUCCCGAGGUGAGUACCGUCGCCCUGGGGUCACUGUACAGGGCUCUGACUGCAGAGAGGAAGGGGGCUGGGAAGCCGUAAGCCUGUAGGGUUUCCUGAAGGAAUUGCCAGUUCAGGUGAUCGAACGCCUUCUCGGCAUCUAGGGAUAGCAUAACACUCGGUUGUUUGGUGUUUUUUAAUAUUUUGUAUAGGUCCAGUACUUUCCUGGUGUUGUCAGAAUUAUUUGAAUUUUAAGUAGCAGUAUAUGUGUGUUUGUGUCUAGAUAUAUCAUGCUUAGACCGACCAUUUAAUGGACCUGACAUCUAUAGAGGCACUUACAUAUAAGCAAUUUAAAAAAUAUUACAUUCUUCCCCAAAAUGUUGCCACAAGUUAAUAAAAAUAAUUUCCUGUACAUGGUCUACCUGAAAGUAACAUCUUAUCAUAGUGAGACUUGAAAUGUGUAGAAAGAUGUUGGGUAUUGUACAGCUUGUCAUACAUUAGCAGUGCACUGGGUCUUCUUAAUACUCAUAUUCAUGUUUCGGACAUUCUCUGUUCUAUAAGAAAGGCGAAGCAGGUAAAAUGGGCUGUCACUUAAGGCAUGUGAAUGGCUCCGACACGCCAAGUAAUAAACUUCAUAUGUUGCUUCUCUCAAAGAAAUAAAAUAUCCUUGACUGUACAUUUAGUUGCACAUAAAUCCUGCAAAGCCGAUAUUUUUUUUGUUUUUGUUUGUUUUUUACCAAAACAUUACCUGUCUAUGGGGAUGUUUUUAUGAAUUCAUCAAUUCAUUUCAAUAAAUAAUGUUAUGGUAUGAUUCUGACUUUUUCAAUGUUAUUCACUUAUAGUGAGAAUUCAAGGUUAAUUCAAAAUGCAUUUCAAAUUUAAGGUGAAAAUAGCUCCAAGAAUACGUUCUGUCCGUUAUGCUUUCAGUACAGCUAUUCUUUGAAAUUCACUUUGCAUUCUUACUUUAGAAAAAAACUAAACGGUUUGUGUGUGUAUAUAAAAUCAUGGAAUAUUAAAAUGAUGUGUAGUCACAAUGCAAACGUUUUAUUGUUACCACUAAAGGAUGGGGUCCAUACAAUCGUUAACAGUUUUUUCUUCAUUUUAGGUCAAGUCACUCCGUCAACCUUCAUUUUUGCAUUUGUGGCCGACACUUGUGUUGUGGGCUUUCUCUUCUGUUUUGCUUUUCUCGUCUUACAUUGUUCUCUUCUACAUUCUGGAGCUACAACCAAAGAAUGGUUUGGUGGUCAUGCACGUGCUUAUGACCAUGGCUGGAAGACGAAUGUCAGAAACUUUUUGGGAGAGCGGUGGUACCUUAUCUGGGUUUCUCCUUGGAUAGAAUCACAGUUAAUUGGUGAUGGGAUUCAUUUUACAGCUAGAAACAUUGUUCAACCCAAGUCAUCUCAUCUUUAACUGUCAUGUAUGGGAUAACAAGACAUCCCAUUUAUAAAAUGGUAAGUGAACUAGUUUCUCUAAUGCCAUUGGCCCCAUACUCCUACAAAGGCUGGCAAAUGGAACAAUUGUUGCCCUGAGCCACUAGCACGGGAGGGCUGACAAGAGGAGCAUUGGCUGCAGCCUCACACCCUUCUUGUGCAGUUUAAAAUAGCAAAUUUCAGAUUUCAGAAAUUUCAGAUUAAUAAUAGUUUUGACUUUGCUGGCACAGGGAAUGUUUGUAAAGCAUGCAGAGACCUCUGCAAGUGAUCUUUCACUCUACGUAGGUCAUAUUGAUUGAGGUUGCAGGAAUUUAUGAUGUCAGAACCUGCAACUUAAAGGACCGCUAUAGGCACCCAGACCACUUCAGCUCAAUGAAGUGGUCUGGGUGCCAGGUCCAUCUAGGAUUAACCCUGCCUGCUGUAAACAUAGCAGUUUCAGAGAAACUGCUAUGUUUACAUAUGGGUUAAUCCAGCCUCUAGUGGCUGUCUCAUUGACAGGCGCUUCCACGCUUCUCACUGUGAUUUUCACAGUGAGAAGAUGCCAGCGUCCAUAGGAAAGCAUUGAGAAUGCUUUCCCAUGGAGUGGCUGAAUGCGCGCGCAGCUCUUGUCGCGCAUGCGCAUUCAGCCGAUAACGUCAGAAGGAGGAGGAGAGUCCCCAGCACCAAGGGAGCCCGGCGCUGGAGAAAGGUGAGUGUUUAACCCCCUUCCUCCCUCUUCAGCCUGGCGGGAGUGGGACCGUGAGGGUGGGGGCACCCUCAGGGCAUUAUAGUGCCAGGAAAACGAGUUUGUUUUCCUGGCACAAUAGGGGUCCUUUAAUUUGUCAUUUUCAUAUGUUGUGUGUUUCGUAUGAGAUCUGAGUCUCAAGACCAUUCGGUCUCUGAAUCUCAAGACCAUUGCCAGCUAUCCUCUGCCAUACAUAUUGUUUAUAAUAUAAGGUAGCAUGGGCAAUAAAAAAAAAAAAAUGUCAAGUUGGCUUCCAAAUAGAUCUGUAUCUUUUUUUUGUUGUCCUGCAGAACAGACUUCCUAGUUAAUGGAGAUAUGCACAUGUCCCAGAGAUAAGACCAUCAUAUCAUACUUAAAAAUGUAUACUUUCUUCUUUUUCAGAUUUUGAUUGAAAAUCCGCAGCUGAGAAUUUGUUUUUGGGGACAUCCAUUAGACAGCUGUAUAUAAGUUAAAUAUUGUUUCAUAUGUACAGAAAUAUGGUACUCUAUUGUGUGUCUGUGUGCAUACAUACUAUAAAUAAGGAGUAAACUUUUUUAUAUAAUCCUUCCAAAGAAUGUCUUAAUUCAUGCCUUCCAAACAGAAUACACAUUUCACUUUUAUUUAGAUAGAUAUUUGGCACUUUGAAUUGAAAGAGGCUGUUCAGUCUGCUUGGCAAAACCUUUUGAUCAACACAGUUGCACAUUAUCACAAUGAUUUUUUUUUAAAUGUUUAUAUUUCCAAGCAGAAAUGACAAAAAUCACAUCUGUCAUUGAAAGGAACACUCCACUCACCCUGAUCACUGCAGCUCAAAUGGUUUGACAACUUAUCUGGAGUUUGCCUACGCCAUAUCUGCCUUCCUUGGAGCUGAAAGCUCCUGCAAAGAGCUUCAUAUAGCUCUCCUGAGCUAAACCCUGGAAUACAAGGCAUCAGCUGAAAGCUCUCAGCCAAUGAGUGCGGCCUUGCACCACUGGGAAGAAACUUCCAACCUCAGAGGAAGCAGUAGCAAUUUCUUAGCAGACUCCAGGCAUGUUGGCAAAAUGUUGUUACGGCACAUUGCCCAAAUUAAAAAAAUAAAUAUAUAUAUCAUUAUUUAGCAAGUGUACCCCUAGUGAAAAUAUGUAAACACAAAGAGGAAACUGAUGGUGAAGUACGUAAAGAAUAGAGUAAGGUGAGUGUAAAUAAAAUUAUAUGCAUUCACACUUUAUAGGAGUUUAGGUACAGCUCCAACGUCUAAGUUACCCUAACUUUCUUUUUUUAUUUGAUGUAUAUCUAAAAACAACUUUCAAAAGAUACAGAUCUCAUGUCUGCGACCUUCUGUCCAAUCACCGACUUCUUAAUGCAGCUCAAUGAGAAGUCUAUACAAGGCAGUUUAGUUCUAGUGAGACAAACAACCAGGAAGUAACAGGACCGAUUGUCUGACAGCCAGGGGAGUGUAACAAUGUUAACCCCUUAAUGACAGCGGGCAUGCUAUGCCGUCCGCUUUAAAAGCCAGCGGGCGGCAUAGCACGUCCACGCUGUCCAGGGGACUUACCUGCAUUUUUCACACACAAAUGGCACUAACACUGACAAUAUAAUUAUUAUACGGUUUUGACACACUGAUAUUUGUGUUCAGCAAAGUCUUCUGAGUAUAACAGUACCCCUCAUGUACAGGUUUUAUGGUGUUUUCAAAAGUUACAGAGUCAAAUAUAAGGCUUGUGUUUCAGUUUUUUUCACAUUGAAAUUCGCCUGAUUGGUUAUGUUGCCUUUGAGACCAUAUGGUAGCCCAGGAAUGAGAAUUACCCCCAUGAUGGCAUACCAUUUACAAUAGUAGACAACUAAAGGUAUUGCAAAUGGGGCAUGUCCAGUCUUUUUUAGUAGCCAUUUAGUCACAAACACUGGCCAAAAUUGGAGUUCAAUUUAGUGUUUUUGCAUUUUUCACACACAAACAAAUAACGCUAUCUUUGGCCAGUGUUUAUGCUGAAGACACACUUUUCACACAUAAAGCCCCUUUAGCAUGCUAAAGUGUUUUAAGUGUUUGAAGUAUUCCUUUAAGCAGUUUGACUAUUCAUGUGGGAUGGCAAUAGUACAUUAUUGGCACCAUAACCACUACAGUAGUGUAUUAUGUAGCUUGAAGUGUUCAUUAAACAUCUGUGUGCACUUUGGGGGGGUAUCUUUGAUGCCAAUAUUUUGCAUGUAAGAUAAAUGCUAAACUGUUUUGGAAUGAAUAUGUUACCAACUAGUGUCCCUGGUGUUUAUAAGCUGUCAGCUAUGUUUUCAGUUCAGCUGUUUGGCUCUAGUAUGAUGUGAUGCUAUCUAUAAAUUAAACAUUAUAAAUCCACCGUAUUUGUACACCAGCGGUGAGGACAAUCUUGAGUGCUGGCUAUUCUUAGCUGUUUUUCAGAAGCUGUCAAACUGCAUCCUGCAGAUUAAGAACAAUGCAGGGAGUUCAGGACAGGGAGGUAAUUUAUUUAGAAGUCUUACCAUAGGCAUCACUGAACUCUGCAAUCUAUGACUGCAUUCCUAUUUUUUUCCCCAGAAGACAUUAACAGUUUUUUUUCAAGGGAAAAUAGCCUGCCAGAGGCUUCUCAAUGGAAAGCCUCUGGAACUAUCAUCUGUGCACACUC